CUAGCAACGUUGAGCACACCAACAGCGGCAGCGGCUUGCUGCACAGCGCACUCACAUCUCCCGCAACCAUCACCAUGGCCGCCAUGGCUCAGGCCUACAUGCAGCCAAACAAAGGCACGCUCGUCGCUGGCCAGACGAUCGCCGUCAACAAAUACACCGUCCAGGUCGAGCGCUACCUGAGCCAAGGCGGCUUCGCGCACGUCUAUCUGGUGCGCACAGCGACGCCCGUGAUGAACACGACGCACCAUGUCUUGAAGCGGAUCGCGGUGCCGAAUGAGGGCAUGCUCACGGAGGUUAAGAAGGAGGUCGACAUCAUGAGAAUCCUGAAAGGGCAUGCAAACAUAGUAUACCUAAUCGACGCCGCGUGGCACCGCCUCCCGAACGGGACCUAUGAGGUCUUCAUCCUCAUGGAAUUCUGCGCUGGCGGAGGUAUCAUCGACAUGAUGAACCGCCGAUUGCGCGAACGACUCACGGAGCCAGAAAUCCUGACCAUCUUCUGCGAUGUCUGUGAGGGUCUCGCGGCAAUGCAUUCACUGAAGCCGCCAUUGCUGCACCGGGACCUCAAGGUAGAGAACAUCCUGCAGGCGUCAUCGACAUCAUACAAGCUAUGCGACUUCGGGAGCGCUACGUCUGUGCAGAAGGUGCCGAGCAACGUGCAGGAGAUUCGGAUGCUGGAGGCGGAUCUGAACCGGCACACGACGCUGCAGUACCGUGCACCCGAGAUGGUAGAUGUGUACCUUCGGCGGCCCGUCGAUGAGAAGAGCGAUGUAUGGGCGCUCGGCGUGCUUCUCUACAAGCUAUGCUACUACACCACGCCGUUCGAGGAGCACGGCCCGCUGGCGAUCCUGAACGUGCAGUACAAGAUUCCACCCUAUCCCGUCUACUCACAACAAAUGAACACGUUGAUCGCAUCGAUGCUACGUGAACACGGCGCACAGCGUCCGUCAGUGUUCGAGCUGCUUGACCACGUGCACAGGUUGCGCGGCACAAAGUCGCGCUUCACGUACAACAUCCCGCCAAAGGCGCCGCCAUUAUCUCCCACUCGUGCCUCCGCGUCUCCGCUCCAGACACUGUCGCCCAAUGUCGCGUCUCCACCAUUGAACCCACUCGAUGAUUUUGUGUCCCGCAAGUCUCAGCAGGCCUUUUCUGCGUCGCCGGCGAGGAACGCUGGCAUCGAGGCGCGGGAGAAGGUGCUCGAAGCGAUCGCGCCGAUGCGGCGUGGACGUCCCCCCGGCGCAGCUCCCUCGAGCCCGACGAAGGAGCGCGCGUUCGAGAUGGACAUGAAGUUCGGCGCGGACGACGACCGGGUAUGGCGUGGGGUCAAGGGCCACAAGUCCGGUCUCGCAGCUGUGAAUGCCGGGUCGAAUUAUGCGCAGCGGGACAAUGCGGACGCGUGGGGUAUGGGGCGGAAAGAGCCGCAGAAGGAGUCGCGGCCGUCGUUUGAGAAAGGCUUCGGAGACGACUUCAGCUUUGGAAAGUCGUUUGGUGACUCGUUUCAGCCUGCGAGGUCGCCGCUGCCGUCGCCCCAGCCCCAGCCUCAGCCGUCGCCGUCACCGCGCCCGCCAUCGAUGCCUACUGGGCUGAACCGCCACGCUUCUAUGCGUAAGGCCAAGGACGCGUUCGACGGCCUUGGGCUCGGGCUCUCGGCGCAGGCUCCGCCACCGACUCUUGGGGAGGCUCGCAUGAGCCGCACUGGCCUUGCAAGCAUAGGAAUGACAUCAGGCGGUGCGGCGGCGUCGUACUUCAACGCACAUAGCUCACAGGCCCCCGGGCUCGGAACGAACAACACGUCCUUCCGGCCACCGAGCUCUCAUUCGCCCAUGCCGUCUUCCUCGCCACGUCCCAUGCCGCAAGUCCCGGCGACCCAAGCGACACCCUCAUGGCGCCCGAGUCCGUCGAAGGGAGAGACGCUGACGGCGGAGGAGCGGUUCCCGUCGCUGGAGGAGCUCGAUCGCGAGUUCGGAUCACCAUCGCCUGGUACAGCUGCAGAGAGGUUUGCGAUGGCGCACGCACCGACUCAGCCACCGUCGACGGAGAAGCUUGCCACCGGCUCACGGCCUCCAUCUCGGACGGCAUACAUGGCCAACGCCCGGUCAACUGCUACAAAUGGAGCGACCGGUGCAGGCAGCUCUGCACCGAAUGUGUCCACGUUCACCGGUGUGAAGAGGACCAUGUACGAAGGUCUCGGUGCGCGCUCGCAGAACGUCACUGGCACCGCAAUGCGCGAGUCGCGCUUCAGCGUCGCACAAGCACCCUCGCACACUCUCCGCCCUCCGCAGGUCUCGGCGGAGCCACCGAGGAGCAGGGAGCGGGAGAGACCGCGUUCUCCGCAGAAGCAGAAGCAGGAUGAGGACAAGGAGAAGCCGCAGGACGUCGUCGCCGUCCUCCGGAGCAGGCCCUCCGCCGCCCGCCGCCAUCGCACCACAGGCUCGAAGACGCCCUCGCGCAACAACUCGGCCAACCUCGUGUCGCCCGUACGCGAAACGAUGCCUGUGCUACCGCCACGUCCGCCCCCCGAGCCGAGCCCGCGCGCUGGGCCGAGGGACUGGCUGACCGGGGCAGACGAGGACGAGGCUCCGCCCAGACCUGAGCCGCAACCUGUCAUGCGCGAGAGCCCGAGCAAGCGCGCGAGCUUCAUCGAGCGCAGCCCGAUCCAACUGGUGAAGCCGCUGGAGGCAGAGGAGGUGCUAGCGAGCUAUGAGAAGCCUGAACGGGGCGGGGACCCACAGAAGUCCACUGCUGCGCGGAAGCCGACGUCCAACGCCCGGCCAAACUGGGACAGGAAGGAGCCAGAGAGGGAGAGGGAGAAGUCGCGCGAGGAGAGGCAACCGCGUACGACGAGUAGUGCUAGCGCCAGUGGGGCGGGGAGCGCGAAUACUCGUGUGCUGCAGAUCCCGCCGGUCGACACGCGGAUCCCGUCGAGGACGGGUACGACGCCCUCACCGAACGGCCUCACGGAGAACUGGAGCCCUAUCGCAUCGACGGCUGAGCCUGUGCCUCUCACGGCAAAGAGCUCAUCUAGCGGCUCUAGUGAAGAGGGACCGGAGGAUGUUUCAGGGUUCGGGGCGGCGCGCAAGAAGAAGGCAGGCGAGGAGCAAAGGCAGACAGAGUCAGUGCAUGACCUGGUCGAUCUCUGGGGAGGUAGCCUCGCAGAGAAGAAGGAGAAGGAGCCUACCAGGAGCACAGCGAGCUCGAGGAUAGUUGACACCUCAAAGCGCCGCUCGGUCAUCAUGCCCGCGCCCAUUGCACGCCCCCCGCCGCUCACCAGCAAACCGACGCGCUCAGAGCAGAUCAUCGAACAUGGGCCCCCCUCCAAGUCCACACAAGAGGCAACCCUCCGCCGCGCCGCCAUCCGGCCACGAAUGCAGGCGACGCCGAUGGCCUCCGCGUCCUCGAUGCCCCCGCCGAUGUCCGGGCGCUCCCGCCCCCAGUCGAUGUUCAUCACCUCGCCCUCCAAGUCCGCAUACUCCCUCCAACAAUCUGCGCCCGCGCCCUCCCCAGCGCCCACCACGCUCGCGCUCGCGCCGCCGCCCGAUCCACGCCCGCGCGCUGGCCGGCGGUCCUCCAUCUCAGACAUGGUGCAACACUACGAGGCGAUCACCUCCGCCAAGCCCACGACCACGCCUACGCCGGCCCCUACGUCACCUACGAAAUCUGCACCGCUCAACGUUAGGAGCAGAUCCUCCGCUGGAGCCGGGGCCGGGGCCGACUCGCUUGCGAGCCCGUCUGCGGCGGCCACGCGCUUCCCGAAGCUCUCCCCAACGACCUCGCCCGUCCUAUCCAAGACAAAUCUCGCGGUGCCGGAUGACGCAGGGCAGGGCAGGGCAGAGAGGGAGAACGGAAGGCGGUCGCCGGGGCUGUCUGGCCUCCCGAGCCCCAAUGGCGUCGUGAACGGCCUGCCGGGCAGACGGUCGCCCCUCCAGAUGGCGCGCGAGUCGCUGGAGCAGCCGCCGCCGUCGCCGUUCGGGGGCCGCAAGCCGACGCUGCAGUCGAGCCGGGAGCCCGUGCGCUCGCCGUCGCCGGAGCGGCCGUACCAGGGGUGUCGAAGCUGA
Molecule: messenger RNA, 4052 nt
Organism: Fomitopsis serialis
Lineage: Eukaryota; Fungi; Basidiomycota; Agaricomycetes; Polyporales; Fomitopsidaceae
Exons: 9
Coding region: 75-4052 (1325 amino acids)
Biological process (GO): actin filament organization; protein autophosphorylation; peptidyl-threonine phosphorylation
Cellular component (GO): cytoplasm
Molecular function (GO): ATP binding; protein serine/threonine kinase activity
Source: RefSeq, a predicted model, not a curated record